Messenger RNA from Penicilliopsis zonata CBS 506.65, 2076 nucleotides. RefSeq lists its product as hypothetical. Bases 1 to 2076 code for a protein of 691 amino acids. The transcript is spliced from 2 exons. Lineage: Eukaryota; Fungi; Ascomycota; Eurotiomycetes; Eurotiales; Aspergillaceae. Gene Ontology annotation, molecular function: DNA-binding transcription factor activity, RNA polymerase II-specific; RNA polymerase II cis-regulatory region sequence-specific DNA binding. Gene Ontology annotation, biological process: regulation of transcription by RNA polymerase II. Gene Ontology annotation, cellular component: nucleus. The record is from RefSeq and is a predicted model, not a curated record.
AUGUCCUCGCAGGCCUACUACUACCCGGCCGACCAGCAACACCGACCCUCAUCCCACUACACCAGCCAUCCGGCAGAGAUGCAGCAGUUCUACGGGCAGAUGCAGCAGUUCCCUCCGCCACCACCGCAGCACUGUGUGCCUGAGCAGCAGCCGCUGUAUGCGCCUCAGCCGCUGAUGAACAUGCACCAGAUGGCCACCACCAACGCCUUCCGUGGCGCCAUGAACAACAUGACCCCGAUCGCCUCUCCCCAGCCCUCCCAGCAGCUCAAGCCCACCAUCAUCGUCCAGCAAGGCUCGCCCGCCCUCAUGCCCCUCGACACCCGCUUCGUCAGCGCCGACUUCUAUUCCUUUCCCUCCACCCCGCCGCUCUCCACCUCGGGCAGCACCAUCAGCAGCCCGCCGUCCACCAGCGGCGCCCUGCGCACCCCGGUCAACGGCUUCUUCUCCUUCGAGAAGGUCGAGGGCGUCAAAGAGGGCUGUGAGACCGAUGUUCACACUGAGAUCCUUGCCAACCCGGAUCAUCUGUCGCGCUCAGACUCCCCUCCCAUGACACCAGUGUUUAUCCACCCCCCAGCAUUUACUGCCAGCCAAGCCUCCGACCUUCUGUCGGCCAACAGCUCCUGUCCAUCCCUGUCGCCGUCGCCGUCGCCCGUGCCCACCACUACUUUCGUUACACACCCACAGUCCGCCGAGCCUGCCAGCUCCGACUUCUGUGAUCCUCGCCAGCUGACGGUACACUCGUCCAUCUGUGUCGCUGCACCUGCCGCCGAGCUGCCACCGCUGCCCACUCUGUCCUGUGACGAGGAGGAGGCUAACCAUCACCACCACCCCCAUCACACUCACCACACUCACCACCAUCAGCAUCAUCAGCACCAGCACCAGCACCAACAACAACAGCAACAGCAGCAGCAGCAGCAGCAGCAACAACAACAACAACAACAACAACAACAGCAACAGCACCACAAACUGGUCCUGGGUAGCGCAGCCGUCACCCUACCGAUUCACGAGCAUAACCCUUCGCCUGUGUUCAGCUGCGCCGCUGUCGCUGCCGCCAUUGAUCCGCUUUCCACUCUGCCCACUUUCGAUAGCUUCUCGGACCUGGACUCGGAAGACGAGUUUGUCAACCGUCUCGUCGACUUCCACCCGAACCACGGCACCUACUUUGUCGGCGACAAGCGCCAGCGUGUUGUCGGUGGCCAGUACGCCCUGGAUGAAGACGAGUUCUUGAGCGAGCAGAGCAUCGAAGACCUUGACGACCACCAGGAUCCCUUCGCCUACCACGGCCUCCCAACGACUCUGGAGUCGGUCACCAUCGAUCCCGUGCCCAUGCAGAUCGAUUCCGACAACUCGGCGGAAGAGAUGAUGAUGGCGCGCUCCAAGAAGCGGGCCAGCAUGCGUCGGUCGCUCAAGAAGGGCAGUGUAUCGGACAGCAGCGACUCGGAAUUUGGUCUCCCACACUCCGAGGCGGCUGCCGGUGCUUCGGCAUCCCAAACAUCCACCCCAGCUGCCGCCGCCGCUGCCGCCGCCGCCGCCGCCGGAGCCACCACUCCCUCAUCGGGAUCGGCGGCCGCCACCCCCUCGUCCGUCACUGCUGGCUUCAGCGCCUCCGAGGCCGGGACGGGAGCUCCCCCCGUCUCGGUCAACCGUCGCGGCCGCAAGCAGUCACUGACGGACGACCCGUCCAAGACGUUUGUGUGCACGCUGUGCUCGCGACGGUUCCGGCGCCAGGAGCACCUGAAGCGGCACUACCGGUCGCUACACACGCAGGACAAACCGUUCGAGUGCGGCGAGUGCGGCAAGAAAUUCUCGCGCAGCGACAACCUGGCCCAACACGCUCGCACGCACGGGGGCGCGGGCAUGGUGAUGAACAUGCUCGACUCGAACGGCGACUCGGCCGCAUCGGCAGCCGCCCCGACCCCGUACGACGAAAGCGACGCCGGCGCUCUCGGCGCCGUGCUGUACGAGGCCGCGCACGCCGCUGCGACCAAGUCGACGACCAGCGAGUCGGACGGCAGUGGCUCGGAGCCUGUCGACCGGCGCGCUCUCAAGAAGCGCAAGCGCGACGACUCGGCGUGA